This is a messenger RNA of Guillardia theta CCMP2712, 1030 nucleotides long. RefSeq lists its product as hypothetical. The coding region runs from base 19 to 834 and encodes 271 amino acids. The transcript has 10 exons. The record is from RefSeq and is a predicted model, not a curated record. Lineage: Eukaryota; Cryptophyceae; Pyrenomonadales; Geminigeraceae.
AGACAAGCGUUGUCCAGCAUGUCCAACUACAUUCCGAGCGCGGUGGCCAACAUCGUCGCUGUUCCCGUGCAAAUGUCCAUGGAUGGACAGUCUCCCCUGGAAUCCUGCGGAUGGGAGGCAGUAGACAUUCACUCGCACGGUGAAAACUGGAGUGUGGUUGGCGAGUCUACUCAAGUUCUCAUGGCGAAGCUCCUCAGCGAGCAGGAAGUGCUGACGGAGCCGGGGGGGAUGAUGAUUCACUCCUCAGGCAUCAAGCCGUCCAUGAACAUGGGAGGACUGUGGUUGGGUAUACGUCGAGCGUUCUGUGCUGGGGAGUCGUGCUGUCGCGUGCAGUGGAAGAAUCAUGAAAGUCAGCCCAAGAUCAUGACGAUUCAUCCCUCCUUCCCGUCCAAGGUUGUGCCGGUCAACCUGGACGAAUUCCAGGGAUCCAUGUACAUGAAGCGAGCAGCCUGGAUGGCUUCACUGAAUACACAACUGGAGUUUGACAUCAAAAUGGCUCCAUCCUGUACAGCUGCUUGGUGUGCGGGGCAGGGUUGCUGCUUGACCCUGGUCAAGGGUCGAGGACUCACCUUUCUCAAUGUUGGCGGAACAGUGCUGAAGAAAACUCUGAGAGACGGUGAGAAGGUUUUCAUCGACACGUCUGCGCUGGUUGCCUGGGCCACGACGGCCACCAUCAGCGCGGAGCGAGCGGGGAACUGCUGCACCAUUUGUUGUGGUGGGAUGGGGUUGGCCAACACGACCAUCACUGGUCCGGGAGUUGUCUACAUUCAGAGCAUGUCGAGAGAGAAGGCUGCGCAGGGAUACAUGAUGGCUGCUCGCGCAAACAGCAAGUAGAUCGCUUCCUGGCCCUGAUCCUCACAUCUAAACCUUUUGAUGUGAUUCACAACUCGGCCCUUGACCUCUACACCUGGGAUUCGGGAACGACAGUGCGGGACUGGCACGUCAGGUUCCGAGGCAUCCGAGAACUCAGGAGCCGCUAAGGGCUCCGAACUUCGGCGGAUCCAGAACUGAAUAAACUGAUCAUAGCCUG